Molecule: messenger RNA, 2151 nt
Organism: Adineta steineri
Lineage: Eukaryota; Metazoa; Rotifera; Eurotatoria; Adinetida; Adinetidae
Source: the annotation of a GenBank genome assembly
AUGGAUAAAAAGAAAGAUAGUUCAGCAGAUAAAAAGAAGACAACAACAACUACAAAGACUGAAGAAAAAAAAGACGAAAAUGUUCUUGCAAAAGCUGCUCAUUCAAUUCGUGAUAAAGUUCAUGAAGUAAAAGAAAAAGCUCAUAAUAUGACUCAUGGUGGUGACGAUGAUAAAAAAGACAAAGACAAAAAAGAUAAAGAUGGUAAGAAACCAGAUCCAAAAUUAAAAGCAUCAUCAAAACCACCAAAAACGGGUGGAAAAGAUUCCGAUGAUGAUAAAGAUGAUGAUAAAUCAAAACCAUCUGAUGAUGAGAAAAUAGAUGGUAGUGGUGCUGCUCCUCCCGCUGCAAAACCACCACCUAACGGCGGUAAACCUGCUGGUCUACCAGCAGGUGUUGAUUCUACACCAACAGGUGAUCCUCUUAAAAAAAAAGAUGAUGAUUCUAAAUCAUCUGAUGAUGAUGAAAAAAAGGAUGGUGAUGAAAAAAAAGAUGGCGAUAAAAAAAAGGAUGGCGAUAAAAAAAAGGAUGAACCACCUGCCGGCGGUCCAUCUGGUAAAGCUGGUGCUCCACCAUCAGGCGGUAAACCAGCUGGUGAUGAUAAAGAAGGUGGUGGUGCUGCUGCUGCUCCUUCUUCUGGAUCAAAACCACCUGGCUCUGAUCCAGCUGAUAAAAAAAAUGAACCACCGUCAGGUGGUGAUUCGAAACCCCCCGGUGAUAAAAAACCAGCUGCUGGUGAUGCAGCUCCUCCUGCUGAUCAAAAACCAGCUGCUGGCGGUGCAGCUCCUCCUGCUGAUCAAAAACCAGCUGCUGGUAGUGCAGCUCCUCCUGCUGAUCAAAAACCAGCUGCUGGUGGUGCAGCUCCUCCUCCAUCUAAACCAGCUGCUGGUGGCGACGAUGAUAGUGAAAAACCUGCAGCACCACCAUCAAAUAAUGCUCCAGCUGGUGCAGAUACGACCAAUAAACCAGCAACUGAAGAAAAUCCCAAUGACCAAGUUCAUGUUUCGUUCGAUGGUGUAGAAACUGUUGAUGAUCUACUCGAACGAAUAGAUGAUGCUGUUGAAAGGGCGAAAAUUGUUGUAAAUAAUGGCAAAGAUCAAAAUGCUGCUGAUAAAACUGAAGGACAAAAUCCUUCAUCGCCUGAUGCUGAAAAAAAACCUGAUGGAGAUGAACCAAUUCGUAUUGUCUAUGGAGAUGUUCAUAGAAUAGAAGAUCUUCUUGAAGCAAUCAAUAAUCAACCAGGUACUCGAAAAAUCAUCUUGGAAGGUGCACCUGACCAAUCAAAUAAUGUUAGUGUGAAAAAAAACAGUAAUGCAUCACCACCUGCCGCAGCUUCUCCGCCAGCUAAUAAUGCAGACAAAGAUGCAUCAACUACAGUCAAAAAAACUGAAACACCAGAUAAAACAGAAAAAGUAGAAAAAACUGAAACUCCCGAUUCAAAAACAACUGCAAAGACCACUGAAAAACCAUCAUCAGCAAAAACAGAAGAAAAAACUGAAACUCCAACAGCUACAAAAACAGCUGAAACAAAAGAAACACCAUCAGAAACAAAAAAAGUGGAAAAAACUGAAACACCAGAUAAAACAGAAAAAGUCGAAAAAACUGAAACUCCCAAUUCAAAAACAACCGAAAAGACCACCGAAAAAUCAUCAUCAGAAAAACCAGAAGAAAAAGAUGAUGCUCCACCAUCUUCAUCAGCAACAAAAGUAGAAAAAACUGAAACUCCAAAUGCAACAACAACAGCAAAAACAACAGAAACACCAUCAGCAACAACAAAAGUAGAAAAAACUGAUACUCCAAAUGCAACAACAACAACUGCAAAAACUACGGGAAAUGCACCACCACCAAAUGAUAAAUCUUCACCACAAGGCGAUCAAAUCCAUGUUAAUAUUGAAAAUGUUCAAAGUGUUGAUGAACUUUUAGAUCGUGUUGAUGAAGCAGUUCAAAAAGUUCCAGUUGUCAUUGAUUUCUCACCUCAGGCAAAUAAAAAACAAGAUGCAUCAAAACCCAAUAAAGAUAAUACAACUGAAGUAGAAGUUGUAAAACCCGAAGAUGGAAAUGCAAGAUCUGGUAGUAUAGCAGCUUCAAUGAAAUUUCAAAAACGAAAUCCAGAAACCAAAGAAGAUAACGAGGACAAAACUGCAACAUUUUAA